GUUUUUUCUCACAAAAUGGUUAAAUCCUUUGUUUUCAGAACACACAUGCAAGAUUUAAAAGAUGUGACCAACAACGUCCAUUAUGAAAAUUAUAGAAGUAAGAAACUAAGUUCGGUUACCACGACUACCAUGGAUGGAAGGAGUAAAGCUCAAACCAAGAGUCCUCUCGCUCAAAUGGAGGAAGAAAAGUCGGAACACAUGCAAAAGAUGAAGAAGAUGGAAAUGGAAAUGGAAGAAGUCUUCCGGAUGAAAGUUCACGAGAAGAAGCAGAAAUUGCAGGAAUCUGAGGCAGAUUUGUCUCGUCGACACGAAGCAAUGAAAAAGAAAUUGGAAGCAGAAUAUGCUGCUCUAGACGAAAAGCAGCGACAAUAUGAGAAAGACAAACAAGAUUUCGAGGCUUUGCAACUUAAACUGAUGGAGGAUCGGAAAUCUGACAAGUAAGUUGACAUCAUUUUUCUUUUUUUUCCAUUUUUACUUAGUAUGUGUGUGCACAUGGUGUAGUGUCGUUAUUUUUUUCAUCGUUCAGUUUAGAAUGUGUGCAGUGUAAAUUAGUCAAAAUUUAAUUUUUAAACUAGUUUAAAUAGAUCUUAUUCAAACUCAAACAGUUACUAAUGAAGCAACAUAAUUUUCUUUGUUUGUUUUUAUUAUACAAUUUAAAUUAUCAAAAAAGGACAUAUUUUAAUAAUGAAAUGUAAAUGCUACAUGUAAUAUUCUUAAGUCCGAACAGUUGUUAGUUGUUACUGCUUACAUAUAAGCAGUAAUUAUCAUAAUAUGGUCUGUUCACAAACUGAAAACAUAAUUUCGAAAUCAAAUAUAUUUAAAAUUUAUCACAAUCUACUAACAGCUUUUGCUGUAAACUUUAGUUGCCAGACAUAAUAUAAAUCCAAAACAUUUCUUCAAGCUAAUUUGUUUUCAUACCUCAAUUUUAAUGUCCUAUUCAGCUUGCUCAUUUUUUGGAGUAUUUGGUUUGUCUUAAAAAAAAUAUAAAAAUUU
This is a messenger RNA of Ciona intestinalis (vase tunicate), 993 nucleotides long. Lineage: Eukaryota; Metazoa; Chordata; Ascidiacea; Phlebobranchia; Cionidae. The record is from RefSeq and is a predicted model, not a curated record.